This is a messenger RNA of Ochotona princeps (American pika), 372 nucleotides long. RefSeq names its product small ribosomal subunit protein bS21m-like. Gene Ontology annotation, biological process: translation. The transcript has a single exon. Gene Ontology annotation, cellular component: ribosome. Gene Ontology annotation, molecular function: structural constituent of ribosome. NCBI's taxonomy places the organism in Eukaryota, Metazoa, Chordata, Mammalia, Lagomorpha, Ochotonidae. The coding region runs from base 60 to 290 and encodes 76 amino acids. The record is from RefSeq and is a predicted model, not a curated record.
GGGGCCGGUGCGGGCGGUGGACAGGCAGCUCCAGCCAAGGAAAGACUUGAUUAAAGGUCAUGGCGAAACACCUGAAGUUCAUCGCCAGGACUGUAAUGGAGCAGGAAGGAAACGUGGAGGGUGCCUACAGGAUCCUGAACAGAAUCCUCACUGUGGAUGGACUCACUGAGGACAUUAAGCAUCGGAGGUACUAUGAGAAACCGUGCCACAGGCAACAAUGGGAAAGCUACGUAACUUGCAGGCAGAUCUACAACAUGGAAAUGACUGGAAAGAUCAACUUCUUAAUGUGAAAGAAUCGAGCGGAUCCAUGGAUGGGUUGAUGAGGCCUGGGAUGGAAGACCCAGGAUAAAAACUUUCAUGCAUUUCCGCUUC